AUGAGCCUCAGUUGCUUGUCUUGCCAGAUCCUGCAGAGGACGAACUCGUCGGGCUCUGAAAGGAACCAUAAACACAGAAAGGAUCAGAAGGCUUGUAAUAGGAAGCUAUGCUGUGUAAACAUGGACAGAAGCUGGUCCGGGAACCUAACUCCUCCGCCUUAUUAUGAGCAGAUAGAUAGGUCGGCUCCUUUGUUGGGUGAGCAUGACAAGAAGAAGAAGAGCGAGAAGAAGGCGGGGCAUCGCCGGCUUUGUAGCACAGGCGGAGUUGCAUAUGAAGGGAGCACUGAACCGAAGUUGGUGAGGAGCGCUGGAAUGAGGAGGGAUUGGAGCUUUGAGAAUUUGGGACGGCUCAGAACAGAUAGCAAAGGGGGCAACUUUUAUUGA
Messenger RNA from Argentina anserina (silverweed cinquefoil), 384 nucleotides. RefSeq lists its product as uncharacterized. The coding region runs from base 1 to 384 and encodes 127 amino acids. The transcript has a single exon. The record is from RefSeq and is a predicted model, not a curated record. Lineage: Eukaryota; Viridiplantae; Streptophyta; Magnoliopsida; Rosales; Rosaceae.